GAGCGAGGCGAACACGGUCCAAGUGGAGUUAUGGGUCCAAUGGGACCACAAGGACCAAUGGGACCAAUGGGUCCAAUGGGUAUACAAGGACCAAUGGGACCAAUGGGUCCAGCUGGCCCAGCCGGUCCGGCCGGCCCACCGGGUCCUCAAGGCCCUGCAGGACCAGCUGGUACUGGCGGCGCUCCAGGUUGUCCAGCACCUCCACCUGGCGCUACUCCAGGAUGUGUUCAAGUAUUUCAAACCUCAAUUGAGUUGUUCUCAACAGCUGGUGGAACGUCACUUGGUUCACUCAGCUUCAGUAUAUCUAGUCAGCAACUUUUCAUUCGUGUCAAUGGUGGUUGGAAGGAAAUUCGAUUGGAAGGAUUUCAUCCAACCAUGGAGCAACGACCUUCACUGGUAAGUUAUCAUUCACAUAGUAUUUACAUUUCCAACUGA
Molecule: messenger RNA, 435 nt
Organism: Anisakis simplex (herring worm)
Lineage: Eukaryota; Metazoa; Nematoda; Chromadorea; Rhabditida; Anisakidae
Source: the annotation of a GenBank genome assembly